Messenger RNA from Choloepus didactylus (southern two-toed sloth), 2643 nucleotides. Its product is annotated as kinesin-like protein KIF26A. The coding region runs from base 1 to 1050 and encodes 349 amino acids. Gene Ontology annotation, biological process: microtubule-based movement. Gene Ontology annotation, molecular function: microtubule motor activity. The record is from RefSeq and is a predicted model, not a curated record. The transcript is spliced from 5 exons. NCBI's taxonomy places the organism in Eukaryota, Metazoa, Chordata, Mammalia, Pilosa, Megalonychidae.
AUGGCUGAGGGUCUACGCUCCUCCACAGUUGCACUUCUGUGCAAUGCUCCGUGUUCGGCACCAGGCCACACCGUGCGCUCGGCUGGGCCUGCUGUCCCCGUCCCUGGCUCUGGAGGUUCCCUGGAGCUCAGACCUCCCACGUCCUGUGGGUGCGUAACUCGGGGGCCCGGGCGCGCCGAGGCCUGGAGCCCGGGGUCCCCGGUGGCGGCCCCAGCUCACCGUUCCCCCUGCGCUCUCCCCCUCCCCGCCCAGGUGGCCGAGGGCGGCCCGGCCCGCGAGCCUCUGCCGCCGCUGGAGGUGUCCCCGCGCAAGAGGCUGCCCGCCGCGCCGGAGCCGGACCCGUGCGGCGGCCGUCCUGCGCCCGAGGGCGCCGGGGCGGGCGCCGAGCAGGGCCACUCGGCCGGCGGAGGCUGGUGCCGCCACUGCCACACGAAGCUCGCGGAGCUCAAGCGACAGGCGUGGAAGCUGGUCAGCGGGCCCGGGACACCCCUCCGCGACCCUCGCCUCUCGGCCCUGCUUCUCGACAAGCUCCCGGCGCUGCCCGAUGGCCGCCCCGAGGCCGAGCGCCGCUGCUGUGCCCUGUGCACCGCGUCCCUGGGCCGGCACCCACGGGAGGCCCUGCAGCCCCUUCCGGCCCCCACCAGCCCGGAGGAACCCGGCGGCCCCCAUGGAGGGUCCAGCGCCACGACCAGCACCAGGGACCUGCCGGGAGCGGGGUCGGGCCGCCCGGGGCCGGAGCGGUGGAGGGGGCCGGCCUGGCCGCCCGGGCCCAGCGUGCAGGUCUCGGUGGUCCCGGCCGGCCUCGGCGGGGCGCUGAGCACGGUCACCAUCCAGGCCCAGCCGUGCCCGGAGGGCACAUGGAGCGUCUCGAGGGCGAACAGCUUCCUGCCGCCCUCCUGCCUGGCCGAGGCGGCGGUGGCUGCAGUGGCAGUGGCCGACACGGUCCGAGACGCCUGCCCCACGCUGGGCCCCGGCAGCGUGUCCAGGGGCUCCCCUGGCCCCUCGGCUGCGACUAGCUUCUUCAUCAGGUGCAUGUUUCAGUGCUGUUAAUUGUGUCCACCACCGUUACCCAAAUAUCUCCAUCGCUUGCAAUAGGAGCCCUGUUCGUUUCAAGCCUUCACUCCCCAUUUCCCGUCCCCACCCUGUCCCCUGGUGACCCAGGUUCUAGAUUCUGACUCCAUGAGUUUGCUUAUUUUAAUCGUUUCAUGUGAGUGAGAACACACAACAGUUGUCUUUUGUGUCUCCCUCAUUUCACUAGCGUGAGGUCUUCAGGCUUCAUCCGUGUUGCUGCGUGUGUCGGGACUCCCUUCCUUUUCACGGCCGGAUGGUGUCCAUCGUAUGGAUAGACCUCGUUUUGUUAUCCUUUCACCGGGUGAUGUUCUCUUGGGUUGCUUUCAUCUUUUGGUAAUUGUGAACGACGCUGCUGUGAGCAUCGUGUGCAAAUGUCUGCUCGAGUCCCUGCCUUCAGUUCUCCUGGGCGCGCACGUGGGCGCGGGAUUGCCAGCUCCUGUGGUGAUUCUGUACUUAACCUUCUGAGGAACCGUCACACCAUCCACGGUGGCUGCACCAUUUUAUUCCCACCUGCAGUGAAUGGGGUGGACGUUUCUCCACAUCUUCUCCCACACUUGUUGCCCGUUGUUUUAGUAGCAGCCGUUCUGGUGGGCGUGAAACUGUCGCAUUCUGGUUUGGAUCUGCCUUUCCCCGGUGGCUGCUGAUGUUGAGCAGCUUCUCCUGUGUCUUCUGGCUAUUUCUGCAUCUUCUUUGCAGAGACGUCUGUUCAAGUGUUUUGCCCAUUUUUCAUUUGGGUUGUUUGCAUUCCUGGCUCCUUGGGCGUCUGUGGAAGGUGGGAUUUAUGGGUGCUUGCCCCCAGGAAGCUGCUCCACUUUGCUUGUCCCAGCCUGUCGGCCCGGCUGGCUUGGUCCCGACUUGGGUUGUGUCGCCACAUCCUCCAGCCCGUGGGUGAGAUCUUACGAUGUUCUGACGCCACUUCUGCUCCCUGUUUUGUGGGUGGGGGGCUGCGACUCAGGGGGAAGGGGCUUUUCCAGACUCCACCAUGGCAGCUGCCAGCCUCAUGGGGCCUCAGGUACAUGCUGGGUACAUGGCCUAUGCUGCCCCUCCCACUCCCACAGGGUGAGUGAAUGAAUGAGUGAAUGAAUGGAGGUGUGAAUGAGUGAGUGAAUUACUGAGUGCAGGUGUGAAUAAGUGGACAAUAAGUGAAUGAAUGAGUGAGUGGGGAGGGAGUGAAUCCACUCACUCAUUCAUUCACUCCCUACUCAUUUAUUCACUCACUCUCCACUCACCCCCCACUCAUUCAUUCAUCCCAACUUAUUCAUUUAUUCACUUCCCUGCAUUCAUUCAGCACUAACCCCGGCCCCCGCCCUGCCCAGGGAAGUUCCCUGGCUGGUGGGUGGUGUCUGCGGAGGCAGCCUUUGAUCCUGGGAAGAAGCAGAGUGGAGCACCACCUGCAGUGCUGUGGGCCACAGAGGAGGGCUUUGAGGGUUGUGUAGGAGCUGGCAGGUGGCACUUGCCAGCUGGAGGCAGCAUGGGGUGGCUUUCGGCUCCUGGGGUCCUGGGUGGGGGGCUGGGCUCGCCCCCUCCUCCCAGCUUGCUCGGAGCGGCUUGUCCCUGGUCUCCAGGUCGGGA